Molecule: messenger RNA, 1750 nt
Organism: Argiope bruennichi
Lineage: Eukaryota; Metazoa; Arthropoda; Arachnida; Araneae; Araneidae
Product: zinc finger protein 568-like
Exons: 1
Coding region: 447-1439 (330 amino acids)
Biological process (GO): regulation of DNA-templated transcription
Molecular function (GO): RNA polymerase II cis-regulatory region sequence-specific DNA binding; DNA-binding transcription factor activity, RNA polymerase II-specific
Source: RefSeq, a predicted model, not a curated record
AAAAAAUCUAUCGAUUUUUGUAAAAUAUAUAUCAUGCACAAGCAGCAUAUCUAAUGGAUACUUUUGCUUAACUUAAUAGUACUUAUGUUUUAAUAUGAUGAAACCUUUUAAUCAGAUCUAACUUUUGUUGCAAAAGAUUUUAUAAAAAGCAUGCUUUAACGAAGCAUAUUUUAACACCUGUGAAAGAAAAGCCUAUCUGUGGAUCAUACAAUAUAAAAUAUUUUCAAAUCAAUGCACUCCAAUUUGGAAUAUAUGCAAGCUUACGAAAGAAUUCUGCAAAAUGUGUACUAAAAUCUUUUCUGUGCAGGAAUAUAUAAUACCGCAAACAUCGACGCAUAAUAUUGAGAAACCAUUUGUUUGUGAUGUGUGCAAUAAAGGGUUUUGUCUACGGGAAAGUUUAAAGAUACAUUUAAGGACAUACGCCAGAUAAUCCAUAUGGUUGUUAUAUGGGCUAUAAAGUAUUUUCUCACAAAGGAAGGUUAAAGACACAUACGAAAAAGAAACCGUGUAUUUGUGAUGUUUGCAAUAAAGCGCUUUCUGUACUGGUAAGUUUAAAGAGACAUUUAAGAACGCAUACGAAAGAGAAAAUGUAUGUUUGUGAGAUUUGCAGUAAAGCGUUUUCUGAACCAGGAAAUUUAAAGAAACAUUUAAGAAUACAUACCAAAGAGAAACCGUAUGUUUGUGAGGUUUGCAAUAAAGCGUUUACGGAAAAAGGAAAUUUAAAAAUACAUUUACUGACGCAUGCGAAAGAGAAACCAUGUAUUUGUGAGGUUUGCAGUAAAGCGUUUUCUCACAAAAAAUAUUUAAAGAGACAUUUAAGGACGCAUGCGAAAGAGAAGCCGUAUGUUUGUGAGAUUUGCAGUAAAGCAUUUCCUCAAGAAGGAAGUCUAAAGAGACAUUUAAGAUUGCAUACCAAAGAGAAACCGUAUGUUUGUGAGAUUUGCAAUAAAGCGUUUUCUGAGGAAGUAAGUUUAAAGAUACAUUUACUUACGUAUACGAAAGAAAAACCACAUAUUUGUGAGAUAUGCAAUAAACCUUUUUCUAAACGAGGAAAUUUGAAGAGACAUUUAAGGACGCAUACGAAAGAAAAACCAUAUAUUUGUGAGGUUUGCAGUAAAGCUUUUUCUCAAGAAGAAAGUUUAAAGAGACAUUUAAGGACGCAUACAAAAGAGAAACCGUAUAUUUGUGAGGUUUGCAGUAAAGCGUUUUCUCGCGAAGGAUGUUUAAAGAGACAUUUAAGGACGCAUACGAAAGAGAAACCAUAUAUUUGUGAUGUAUGCAACAAAGCGUUUUCUCAAAGAAGUGGUUUAAAGACGCAUUUAAGGACGCAUACGAAAGAGAAACCGUAUGUUUGUGAGGUUUGUAGUAAAGCGUUUACUCGAAAAGAAAGUUUAAAGAUACAUCUACUGGCUCAUACAAAAGAAAAACCGCACCUUUGAAAUAUAUGCAAUAAAAGUUUUUCCAGUGGAAACAUUUUAUAAAAAUAUUUUCUGACAGAUGCGAAACAAAAACUACCCUAUGUAAUAAGGCAUUUACUGCAAAAGGAAAUUUGCAGUUCCAUUUACCGACCCAUUCAAAAGAGUGGCUACAUGUUUGUGAUCUGUGUAAUAAUAAAGUAUUUUCUGGUCUAAACAUUGUAAGGAGAUAUUCAUUGACGCAUGCAAAAGAAAAUCCUCAUGCUUGCAAGAUAUGCAACAACACGUUUUCUUUGCGAGGAAAUAUGAAAGUGCGUUUAUAGAUUGAUACGAAA